Messenger RNA from Penicillium malachiteum, 492 nucleotides. RefSeq lists its product as uncharacterized. The record is from RefSeq and is a predicted model, not a curated record. NCBI's taxonomy places the organism in Eukaryota, Fungi, Ascomycota, Eurotiomycetes, Eurotiales, Aspergillaceae. Bases 1 to 492 code for a protein of 163 amino acids. Gene Ontology annotation, biological process: melanin metabolic process. Gene Ontology annotation, molecular function: scytalone dehydratase activity. The transcript is spliced from 3 exons.
AUGGCUUCUACCGGCACUGAAAUCUCAUUUUCUGAUUAUCUCGCAUGCAGCGAGCUCACCUUUGAAUGGGCAGACAGCUACGAUACCAAAAACUGGAGCCGUCUAGCAAAUAUUUUGGCGCCAACAGUCAAGAUCCACUAUGCAGCCGUGAAUGAUUUCAAGGACGACCAGUUACCCGCGGCGGAUUUUGUGAAAAUGAUGUCCGCACCCGAAUUUCUUGGAGACCCAUUGAUCCACACUCAGCACUUGAUGGGGGCGUCUAAGUAUCGGCAAAUCGCACCAGAUCUCAUUGAGGGUUAUCACCAGAUCCGUGCGGCCCACCAGCGAUACACCGGACUUGGACUAGAGGAGAUCGAGGCCAAGGGCCAUGGUCAUGCAGUCAUCACGCUGACUUACAAGAAGGUCGAUGGCGAAUGGAAAUGGGGAGGUAUUACAACUGAUAUCAGAUGGAAUGAGUAUGAGUUUGAGAAGAUUUUCAAGUUUGAUUUGUAA